Molecule: messenger RNA, 870 nt
Organism: Trichomonas vaginalis G3
Lineage: Eukaryota; Parabasalia; Trichomonadida; Trichomonadidae
Product: phage tail repeat-like family
Exons: 1
Coding region: 1-870 (289 amino acids)
Source: RefSeq, a predicted model, not a curated record
AUGUAUGUAAGCUAUAUAAAGAAUGAUGGUACACAAGUUAAAGUUCCAUUAGACAACAACUGUUACUUAAACUUAUAUGGAGACGAACAAAAGAAAUAUUUAAGAGUUUAUGAAAUGACAGAUAUGACAUUGUCUAACCUAGCUCCAGCACCAUAUUAUUAUGACUAUGGAGAUGACGAGAGAACACCACAUGUAGAUGAACAAAAGUUAACAUUAUAUUUAGAUUAUUAUAGAUAUAAAAGAUAUAAUGCAAUAGAAAAAACGAGAAUAGUAUAUUAUUAUAUAGAUGACAAAAAUAAAUAUUAUAGUCAAGAUUUUACCUACCCUGAAAACAUAAGAUUAUAUUAUAAAAAAUAUUCCGACACAAACCAGAAGAAACCUGAAAUAGUUGCGCUAUAUUUUAAGUUCAAAAGAGACAAUCCUAUAUUAUCUCAUAUGUUUGAUUUAAUGAACCCAGUAGGUUCUAUUUAUACAUCUAUGGAUGCGAGAGGUCCUCAAGCAAUGUUUGGUGUUGGUGCAUGGGAACAAAUAGUCGACAGGUUUUUGUAUUGUGCAAACUCUUCAAAGGAAAUGGGUGGAAGUAAAACGAUUACAGGUGAAAAUUUACCUGCACACAGUCACUACAUAGAUUUAAGCACAUCUCAAGCAGGUUGGCAUAAGCAUAGAUAUUGGGAUUGGUCAGGAAUGACAAAAGGUAAAGGAUAUGAUGUUAAAGAUAACGUUAAGUUUGCUAUAAAUUGUUACUGGAGUGACACUCAGGGAGAAGGAAACCAUACACAUUUCGUUUCAGGAUAUACACAAACAACGGGACAAAGUAAAGACUACAUGCCACCUUACAUGACAGUUUACGCAUGGUAUAGAGUUCAAUGA